Cantharellus anzutake is the source of this 639-nucleotide messenger RNA. Its product is annotated as 40S ribosomal protein S26. The coding region runs from base 238 to 609 and encodes 123 amino acids. Gene Ontology annotation, biological process: translation. Gene Ontology annotation, molecular function: mRNA binding; structural constituent of ribosome. The record is from RefSeq and is a predicted model, not a curated record. The transcript is spliced from 4 exons. Gene Ontology annotation, cellular component: ribosome; cytosolic small ribosomal subunit. Lineage: Eukaryota; Fungi; Basidiomycota; Agaricomycetes; Cantharellales; Hydnaceae.
UGCAGAGUAAAACCCCAAGGCUUGUUGCUCGCAAUUAUCAUGGUGACGAACAGUAAAUGGGCGAAAUACAGGAAUCACAUCAGUGCAGGCAUUCGUAGUGACACCUUUGUCUGAAUUCGGAAAUAUCCGAACCAAUUCAAUUGUGACUCAACGACGAGGACGUCCUCAAGCCAACUUAGAGACUCAGGGUUGUAUCUGGAUCGACUCUAAUCUCUGUUCCAAGUCUCUUAGCACAUUAUGACUACCAAGCGAAGAAAUGGGGGGCGGAACAAGCAUAACCGUGGCCAUACCAAGUUUAUCCGUUGCUCGAACUGUGCCCGAUGCGUGCCAAAAGACAAGGCGAUUAAGCGAUUCACCGUGAGGAAUAUGGUCGAGUCUGCUGCGAUUUCGGAUAUCAGCGCUGCCUCUGUCUACCAAGAAUACGCUGUUCCUAAACUGUACCUCAAAAUUGCGUACUGCGUUUCGUGUGCUAUUCACUCACAUAUCGUGCGUGUCCGCUCCCGGGAGGGUCGCCGUAACCGUGCCCCUCCACCGCGUGUUCGGUGGAAGGAUGGGAAGAAGAUCAAUGUUGCCGUCACAGCGGCUGAAGAUGCUAAGGGUGCUGCAUGAUGGUCGUUUCUGAUAUAGGAGAAAAAAAAA